This is a messenger RNA of Ostrinia furnacalis (Asian corn borer), 720 nucleotides long. RefSeq names its product chymotrypsin-1-like. The transcript has 5 exons. Gene Ontology annotation, molecular function: serine-type endopeptidase activity. NCBI's taxonomy places the organism in Eukaryota, Metazoa, Arthropoda, Insecta, Lepidoptera, Crambidae. The record is from RefSeq and is a predicted model, not a curated record. Gene Ontology annotation, biological process: proteolysis. Bases 1 to 693 code for a protein of 230 amino acids.
AUGUGUAACGAGAUCCCACGUGGAGCGCCCCCGGCGGUGCAGCCAAAAGAAAACAAUCAACGGGAUCUUAUACUAACUGUUCUGACCGCUGCCCACUGCAACGCUGCUGUCUUCAGCUUCGGCUCUCUGAGCAGCUCCCUCCGCGUGACCGUCGGCACCAACAACUGGAACCAGGGUGGAGUGGCCUACGCCCUGGCCCGCAACGUGACUCACGAGCACUACGUCAGCCAGAUCAUCAAGAACGACAUCGGAGUGCUGAUCACCUCCUCGCCUGUGGUGUUCACCAAUCUCGUCCAGCCCAUCACUGUGUCUUAUGAUUACGCCGGUGCUGGAAUCCAGUCCAGAGCCGCUGGUUGGGGCAGAAUCAGGGCUGGCGGUCCCAUCUCCGCUCAGCUCCUCGAGUUGACCGUGACCACCAUCUCUGGCGAUCAGUGCGUGCGCGACGUCGCCCAGGCCUCCGUCGACUUCAACGUCGCCGCCCCACCGGUGGAACCCCACGUCGAGCUCUGCAUCAUCCACUCGCCGAACCACGGCAUGUGCAACGGUGACUCCGGCAGCGCUCUAGUCCGCCUGGACCGCGGCACCCAGAUCGGAAUCGUGUCAUGGGGCUUCCCCUGCGCCCGCGGCGCUCCCGAUAUGUUCGUCCGAGUCAGCGCUUUCCAAGACUGGGUCGCCCGCCACUUCGUUGCUUGAAUAAAUGACUUGAUAUGAUCGUGCAAA